Molecule: messenger RNA, 2722 nt
Organism: Ostrinia nubilalis (European corn borer)
Lineage: Eukaryota; Metazoa; Arthropoda; Insecta; Lepidoptera; Crambidae
Gene: mRNA-cap
Product: mRNA-capping enzyme
Exons: 12
Coding region: 421-2208 (595 amino acids)
Biological process (GO): 7-methylguanosine mRNA capping; protein dephosphorylation
Molecular function (GO): mRNA 5'-triphosphate monophosphatase activity; ATP binding; mRNA guanylyltransferase activity
Source: RefSeq, a predicted model, not a curated record
GUAGGCUUUAGUAUACCACUCGUACGUAAUUGCAGACACAACCAUUUCUGAAUAAAUGUAAGAAAUAACUGAUCCACUAAAUAAGGACCAAGAACAAGUGAUUUGAAAAGUUAUAAAAUAUUUUUAACAUUUCUGCUUUCUUGCUUUGUUAAGAAGAAUAUUUGAAUGAAUCGAUUAAUCAAUUGAAUAUUGGGGUAUCUUUCCAAUGACCUCAAUUAUUUAAGCUACACACGUCACUAAUUUAUCUGUCACUGGCUGUCUGUCUUCGUCUUUCUCUCAAUUUUUUUGCUUUGCUCGUCUGCAUGAAAUGUAAUUUUGGUGAAUGCUUUGUGAUUUUUCUACAAAAACGAUAACGUGAAGUGUUCGUUAAAUGGUCUGUUACUAUUCAUCAUAGUUUCAAAAAGCUGCUAUUUGUAAGACAUGUCGCACAGAGAUUCGGGACCUAUCCCCAAUAGAUGGUUGAGGUGUCCACGAAAGGCCACUGGGCUGGUCGCUGGGAAGUUCCUGGCAUUCAAAACGCCUCUGGGGUCCAAUUUCAAUGAUAAGGUACCUGAAGGAAACCGCUUUACGCCAUCAAUGCUGUUUGAUUACAUGAAAACUUUGAAGGUAAAACUAGGGCUAUGGGUGGAUCUUACGAACACAACCCGAUUCUACAACAAGCAAGAAGUGGAAGGUAUGGGUUGCAAGUACGUCAAACUGCAGUGCCGUGGACAUGGGGAAACGCCGUCACUUGACCAGACCAGAUUAUUCAUCCAACUUGUGAGCAGAUUCCUUACAAAUAAUCCUUUAGAGGUUAUUGGGGUGCACUGUACUCAUGGGUUCAACCGAACUGGUUUUUUGCUGGUAUCAUACAUGGUAGAACAGUUGGAUUGCAGCGUGGAGGCUGCUCUGAGUGAGUUCGCUAGACUCCGGCCUCCUGGAAUAUACAAACAAGAUUACCUAGAAGAAUUAUACAAACGCUACGAUGAUGCUGAAUUCACACCAGCUGCCCCUGCCAGACCUGAUUGGUGCAAUGAAGAAGAAGAAAUAGACUAUGACGAUGAUGAUGACAAACCAUGCAAUUCACAAAGUAGUGCCCCAUCACAAAGUACAUCUGGGCACAAUAACAAACCCAAGAAGGGCAGACGGGAGACCACUCACAAAAAGUCAACAUUCAUGCCCGGGGUUCGUGGAGUGGAACCGUUCAAUGCUCAGCCUCGGCUCAGUGAAGUCCAGAAGAAAGCCCAAGAGUUCUGCGAGUGGAAAAGCACAGGCUUCCCUGGCUCUCAGCCUGUGUCCAUGGACGUUAUGAACCUAAAGAAGCUACAUCAGAAACCUUAUAGGGUGUCGUGGAAAGCAGACGGAGUUAGAUAUAUGAUGUUAAUAGACGGCGAAGGAGAAGUGUACAUGUUAGACAGAGAUAACUGCGUAUUUAAAGUAUUUGGCUUAAGGUUCCUACAUAGGAAAGAUCUCAGGAGGCAUCUAAAGAAUACUCUACUUGACGGGGAAAUGGUGAUAGACAAAGUUGAAGGUGAAGAAAUAUACAGAUAUUUAUGCUACGAUAUAGUAAAGUUUGAAGGGCUAGACGUUGGCAAGAUGGCGUUCUUCCCUGUGAGAUUAAACUGUAUAGAGAACGAAAUUGUUAAACCUAGGCAUCAAGCCAUGAAAGAAGGCAUCAUAAAGAAAGAAAAGGAGCCCUUCAGUAUACGUCUAAAGCAGUUCUGGGAACUUCCUAUGGCACACCAGUUGCUUGGGGAGAAGUUCGCGAAGACACUCUCCCAUGAGCCCGAUGGGCUCAUAUUUCAACCGUCCAAGGAGCCGUAUGUCGCCGGAAGAUGCGACGAAGUAUUGAAAUGGAAACCAAGUAACAUGAACAGUGUAGAUUUUAAGCUGAAAAUCGUCACUCAAGGUGGACAGGGUAUGCUGCCUACAAAAGUCGGUCAUCUCUAUGUAGGCCAGAUGGAAACACCUUUCGCCUCGAUGAAAGUGACGAAAGACAUAAAGCACCUUAACAAUAAGAUAAUAGAGUGCACAUUCGAAGACAACAAGUGGGUAUACAUGAGAGAGCGGACGGAUAAGUCGUAUCCGAACAGCUAUACUACUGCUAUGGCUGUAUGCGAAAGCAUCAAGGACCCGGUCACAACAGAGAUCUUACUGGACUUCAUAGACAACCACAGAUUCCACGACGACUCCGACAUCAUGCCUCCGCCCAAGCGCACGCGCCGAUAGCAACGCUCCACCAUAGAUAAUAUAAUAUAAUGUAAAAUACAUUAUCCUACUUUUAAGCUCAUUGAUGUUGUUGAACAUAUUGCGAGAAUCUAAAUUAAACUAAUUAUUAGUUUGAGAAUCUAGUUAGGAUAGUUAAGUGAAAUACAAAACUGACCAAAUUCGGAUUGUUUUAUGAAGCCAUUUUACAAGCUUGCCUAUGAACUUUUUUUUGUAACUUCAUUUGGGCAUUUUAUCGAUUUUUGACGAUAGGUCCAUACUUUUGUCGUCUAAAAUCGUCCAUAAGAUUUUAUCGUGGCGCUCAUCAUACCCCAACAGUGCAAUGUUUGAAAAAAUAUAUGAAAAUGUUAAGAAACAUAGGCAAAUUCUUAAAGGCGAAUUAGAUAAGCAAUUUGGCGAAGUAUCUCCAUGUUUUCUGACUAAUUCUUCUAAGUACCUCUAUUUAAUUUGAAUCUUUUCAUCACAACAGUGUACUCUAAUGAUACUAUUGUAAGAUGAAUCACACUUUUUGUGUUAA